This is a messenger RNA of Akanthomyces muscarius, 1575 nucleotides long. RefSeq lists its product as uncharacterized. Lineage: Eukaryota; Fungi; Ascomycota; Sordariomycetes; Hypocreales; Cordycipitaceae. Bases 1 to 1575 code for a protein of 524 amino acids. The transcript has 5 exons. The record is from RefSeq and is a predicted model, not a curated record.
AUGGGCUCAGGGCCGCUAUACGCCGCAGCGCUGGUGCUGGCUGGCGCCGUUAGUGUUCGGUGCGACGUUCCCUUUAUGACGGAGCUGGACAUUUUCAGCCAACUCGCACCAUGCGUCACCUCCGCUGUCACCAACGCCUAUCUUUGGGAGCAGGACACGACGGCGUGUGGCUCCGAGCCGACCAAGCUGCAGUCCUGUAUCUGCACCAACUCAGCCGAGCUGAACAAGAUGACCGUGUCCAUCAGUAGUGCCGUUUCAUCGCGCUGUGGCAAGCAGGCCGACGACGACCAGAGUUCCGCGGCCCUUCUCGUCGACAAAUACUGCCACCCGGAAAAGACGAUUACCUUUGCGACGCCGACUGCCAACAUUAUACCAGGCGUCAUGAGUGACGUUGCCGCCAUUUCCUCGCUACCGCCGUGUGUCCAGUCUGGGCUGUCCGCUGCUGUCAACGCUGCUGCUUACGAGAACUGCCCAACGGUCGCCAACAUGUGGGCGCCCUGUGCUUGCAGCAAGGAGAACGUCGUCGGUCAAAUCAAUUCUAGUCUGGGGCAGGAAGUUCGCAAGUCAUGCUCGAAUGCCGAUGAUAUGACGUUGGCUUCCAGCUUUUACACUCAAUUUUGCGCCAUGAACGAGGGCACUACCUCAUUCAACGCCAUGCCUGGUCCUCCCGGUGACAUGACUUAUUAUAUCACCGCCCUGCCUCAAUUUUCUUCACUGCGUGCCUGCGCCCAAACUGGCGUCGUGGAAGCGGUAAUGUUGCAAUCCAGUUACCUCUGUGCCGCCGGCCCGCAAGCACUCGCCUCCUGCGUCUGCUUAAAGCCUGGCAUUCUUGGCAAGGCAUCGCAGAGUCUUACGAGUAGCGUCAAGUACAACUGCGACAACACCGCACUCGCCGAUGUGUCCGCCGCCGCCGAUGUUCUCGAUUACUACUGCCAGGCCGCACAAAAGAAGGUCAUCGCCACUGUCAGCCAGUCAAUCUCCGAGACCAAGGCAACGAGCCUGGGCCAAGCCACGCGCCCUACGUCGAACGGAAGCGACGCGCCCAAAAACACGACCGCUACCGGCGAGACCAGCGACGGGUCCAAGAACCCUAAAGCAGGUAGCGGCGGAGGUGGCCUCAGCAAAGGAGCGAUAAUUGCUAUCGCUGUGCUGGGUGCCCUCGUUGCCAUUGGUGUGAUCGCCUUCAUGGUCAUCUUCGCGCGCCGUCGGAAUCGCAAGGUCAAGACGCUUGAGGCAACAAAUAGUGCCACCGGCCAGUCGCCCUAUCCACCGCACUCAGAGCUGGCGACAAACUCGCCGUCGUCCGAGAUGGAGGGAAAGUCGCCGUACUCGCCGCCAGCAGUAUCAGAAGUGGCUGCGACGCCAAGGCCCUACCACCAGCGGCCGCAUGUCGAACUUUCAGGCGCGCCGCAGCAGCAAAUACAUCAAGCCGUCUCGCCGAGCGAAUUAAGUAGCCCUGGGUCACAGCACGCUCAAGGAGGUAACAGCCUGUAUAACCCUGAUCAAAACUGGCAACCACCUGUUCAAGCCAUGUACGAGCUGGAUUCAUCAAUUCCCACCCCCAACGCAAAGUAA